GAGCCCGCCCUCCCAGAGGGCCAGCGUGGCCAUGGCGCUCCUGCUCACUGCUCUGCGCGUCCUGCUAGGCGGCUUCUUCGCGCUCACGGGGGUGGCCAAGCUCUCGGAGCAGAUCGCAGCUCCCGUGUCGCAGCAGAUGAAAGCCCUGUUCGUGCAGUUUGCUGAGGUGUUCCCGUUGAAGGUGUUCGGCUAUCAGCCAGAUCCCAUGAGCUACCAAGUGGCUGUGGGCUGGCUGGAACUGCUGGCUGGGUUGCUGCUGGCCCUGGGCCCACCGAAGCUGCAAGAGAUCAGUAACUUUCUUUUGAUCGUGCUCAUGAUGGGGGCUAUCUUCACUUUGCUGUCUCUGAAAGAAUCACUGAUCACCUGCAUCCCGGCUGUCGUCUGCCUGGUGCUCCUGCUGGUGCUGGAUAUCUGCCAGGUCGUAGUCAAAACUCAGAAGGUUGUGGUCACACCCACUGGGAAGAAGACUCCAUGUACAGUCACGAGAGUAGAGUGAUGCAGGGUGAGAGUAGAGUGUCUCUUGCUUCUCUGUGCCAUGUCACUUUCGCAGCAAGAACACAGAAGGACACAGAAUCUACCACCUUGUAACCAAUGUCAUAUAUCCAGGGUCAAAUUAUGGCCAGGGUUGAAACAGAUAUCUUGUCUACCUGGCCCCGCUUUCUCUCUUGACAUCUCCUGGCCUUCUUUGGCGUUUACUAGCAUUCCUCUUUUCAAUUCCUUUGUAUAACUGUACCUUUUAAUUUUUUCUAUGCCUUUACAUGGAUUUUUGAAAAUGAAAUUAUUUUAUUUACAUUUUAAAAUAAAUUUUUAUUAUCUGCUUUUUAAAGCUAA
Phyllostomus hastatus (greater spear-nosed bat) is the source of this 831-nucleotide messenger RNA. It is a transcript of the gene TMEM35B, whose product is annotated as transmembrane protein 35B. The record is from RefSeq and is a predicted model, not a curated record. The coding region runs from base 32 to 496 and encodes 154 amino acids. Lineage: Eukaryota; Metazoa; Chordata; Mammalia; Chiroptera; Phyllostomidae. The transcript is spliced from 3 exons.